UAAAGUUCAAAUUCCUUGAUCUCACUUUCAAAGCCUUCCAGGGCCUUUCUCCUCCCUACUCCUCAGACCUACGUCUAACUCCACACCAACCUGUCCGUUCCCUCUGCUCAGUGGGCUCCACAUCUACCAUUGCUGGGUGGGUCUUCAGCCUCUGUGUCCCCACCCUCUGGAGCUCCAUCCCACGGUCCCUUUGCCUCCAUCCUGAAAAUUGUUGGUGUUUUGAGCAGUGAGUGAGCGGCAGGCAGGGUGAGCGAACGAUGGAGGAGUCGGAGGAGGAAAGAGUCUGUGGCAACUGCCACAGAUCUGUGAAGAAAUCCACUUACACCAUCCACGAUGCUCACUGCACGCGAUUCAUCGAACUCUGCCCCCAGUGUAAGGAGCCUGUGCCCCGGGUGGAAAUGAAGGAGCACAGAGAAGAGCAACACAGUCAGGUUCACUGUCCCCUGUGUCACUCAAUGAUGGAAAAGUGCAAACUGGAGAUACACCAGAGUGAGCAGUGUGAGGAGAGGCAGGUGAGCUGCCAGUACUGUGAGCUGGAGCAGCCCCACCGGGUGCUGAGGAAGCACGAGGAGGUGUGCGGGAGCCGGACUGAGCGUUGCCAGGACUGCAACAGCUACAUCAUGUACAAGAAGCUCCAAACACACAAAGACACGUGUGGCCAGAGGCCGAGCCUGGCACAAGGAGACAACUCUGAGAUUCGGAAUGAAUCCUGGACGAGGAGCAUCCCCGAGGAUCUUUUGCUGCAGGACCAGAGGAACGCAGGACUGUACCCCUCUCUGUUCUCGAGCCAAAGUCAGGAGGCCAACAGCUCUGGCUCUCCCCACUCUCCCCCUAGCCCCCUCGCUGCCUCCUCCUCCGCCUGGCCCUCUGCGGAACUCUUCUUCUCCUCCGCCCUCAGCUUCUCAAACAAGACCGCCCGAGUCGGAGGCGAUGAUAUGUGUGAGAUUGACUCCUGCUCAGUCUGUCACUGUGCCUUGCCGAUCGAGAUCCUCCAUAAACACGAGGUAAAGUGUCAGCUCUUUGCUGCCCUGCGGAACAAGAGGACGAUACACGAAGGCCUGAAGGAGGACAAGUUUCGGGCAGCAAAUCCAGCGCUGGAUCCCACUGAAGCCAGAGCUGAUGAGCCAGCUCACGGCACCUUCUAGCGGAGGACGGGGACUGGAGCAGGACGGUUGGACUUAACCCUUUCAGCGUAUGAAACCUUGGAUCAUGCACGAAUUCUGCAGUUCGCUUCAAAUCUUGCUGGAGGACAUUGCUGUUUUAUCGGUUGGCCUAUUUACAGAUUACACAGUCACUACACUUAGUGUAGUAAAUCCUGUGACGCACUUUGAGGUGUCCUCUCGGCUUGAAAGGCUCUAUGCAAAUGUAAUUUGUCGUUGUUGAAAGGCGCUGUGUUAAACGCAAAGAUUAUCAGUAAUUUUAAACCCAAUUUUUAAAUUACCGGGGAACAUGGAGAAUAAAACUAAGUGGAAUUUUA
Messenger RNA from Callorhinchus milii (elephant shark), 1477 nucleotides. RefSeq names its product XIAP associated factor 1 (gene xaf1). The transcript has 9 exons. The record is from RefSeq and is a predicted model, not a curated record. Gene Ontology annotation, biological process: apoptotic process. The coding region runs from base 258 to 1145 and encodes 295 amino acids. Lineage: Eukaryota; Metazoa; Chordata; Chondrichthyes; Chimaeriformes; Callorhinchidae.